Molecule: messenger RNA, 2686 nt
Organism: Fukomys damarensis (Damara mole-rat)
Lineage: Eukaryota; Metazoa; Chordata; Mammalia; Rodentia; Bathyergidae
Gene: Taf9b
Product: TATA-box binding protein associated factor 9b
Exons: 7
Coding region: 55-810 (251 amino acids)
Biological process (GO): DNA-templated transcription initiation
Cellular component (GO): transcription factor TFIID complex
Molecular function (GO): protein heterodimerization activity; RNA polymerase II general transcription initiation factor activity
Source: RefSeq, a predicted model, not a curated record
AGCGAGGACUGAGUGAGCGGCUCUCUCUCCCCUGACGCCGAGAGGCUGGGUAACAUGGAGUCCGGCAAGAUGGCGCCUCCCAAGAACGCUCCCAGAGAUGCGUUGGUGAUGGCACAGAUCCUGAAGGAUAUGGGAAUCACAGAAUAUGAACCAAGGGUUAUAAAUCAAAUGUUGGAAUUUGCUUUCCGGUAUGUGACUACAAUUCUGGACGAUGCAAAAAUUUAUUCAAGCCAUGCUAAGAAACCUAAUGUUGAUGCAGAUGAUGUCAGACUGGCAAUCCAGUGUCGUGCUGACCAGUCUUUUACCUCUCCUCCCCCUAGAGAUUUUUUACUGGAUAUUGCAAGGCAGAAAAAUCAAACGCCUUUGCCACUGAUUAAACCAUAUGCAGGACCUAGACUACCACCUGAUAGAUACUGCUUAACAGCUCCAAACUACAGGCUGAAGUCCUUAAUUAAAAGGGGACCUAAUCAGGGGCGACUAGUUCCCCGGUUAAGUGUUGGUGCUGUUAGUAGCAGACCUACCACUCCUACUAUAGCAGCCCCACAAACAGUGUCUGUCUCAAAUAAAGUUGCAACUCCAGUGUCAGUGACAAGCCAAAGAUUUACCGUUCAGAUUCCAUCUUCUCAGUCCACACCUGUCAAACCAGUUCCUUCAACCACUGCAGUUCAAAAUGUUCUGAUUAAUCCUUCAAUGAUUGGACCCAAAAAUAUUCUUAUUACCACCAACAUGGUUUCUACACAGAACACAGCCAAUGAAUCAAACCCACUGAAGAGAAAACAUGAAGAUGAUGAUGACAAUGACACUAUGUAAGACAUAUAGUCUAGGCUAAUCUAGAUGCAUUUAAAAAGUAUAGUUGAUUUUGAGUCAGUAUACCAGAAUAGAGCAUUCUAUAUCUUCUUGUCUUAGAAAACUUAAAUACAGCUUUAACAUUUUUCACAUUAGUUUAAACUGUUAGAUUUCUUUAAUGAGAAUAUAAGUGUUUUCUCAUUAGACUUGAAGUACAAAAGUACUUGUUUUUUUAAGAGUUUUAAUGUUGAGUCCUACCAUGGCAAUUGUUUUUGAAAGCAGUUUUCUGCCAUUUAUCACUGACAGCAGCACUUAAGUUUCAGUUUCCACAGCUGAGUCAGUGUUCUAAGUAACACUUAAAUAAGUACUUUCUUUUUGUAAGAUAAAAACGUCACUAACUCUUUUGACCAAAUCUCUCAAUUUAGGAAACAGCUUUGGAAAGGAUAGAUUUAGAGAGGUUCUAAAUCCAUUCUGAAUGUGUUUAAAUUCCUUGGUCUUCCCUGAUUUCCCAUUUUGACUCUUUUUCUACUUCCUACUUGUUUUCUGUACCAAUCACCCAUAGGCUUAAGUUUCACCCCAUUGCCCCUAAAUUUAAAAGGUUAUAACUGGAACUUUUAAAAUACCAUUCCUGAUAAUACAGCUCAGUCACAUUUUCAUAUUUUUAGAACUUGCUUUACAUGCCUGAUGUUCUGGUUCACUUGAACCUGAAGGUUUGUGUUUGCUCUUUGUUUUUCACUCCAUACCAGAGUAGUAAUUGGGUUUUACCCCUUGCCUUUCAUGCCUCUUGAACUUUACUAUGCUUUUGACAUAUAGUUUUGGGUCAGUUACACUGCCUUGUAUUCCAAGUUGAUAACUCUACCAUAUUUUAUAUUUUUUAGUUAAUAGAGAUGCCAUAGCUGAAAAUCUUCCUUGAUAAGUAAUUUACACUGGACCUAGCAAAAUCACUGAAGAAAAAAUGUUUUCUUCCCACCACAUGCAUAUAUGCUUUGGUCACUACUGCCUAAACCCUCCUAUUGUUGUAAUUCAGAUAAUUUUUCUAGCUUGUUACAGAGGAUAUCACACAUAAAGUGAGAUCAAACCUGAAAGCAGACUCUAAAGGUUCCCUUUCCUCUGUAAGGCCAACAAGGAAAAAAAAAGCAGUGUCGUAUGACUUGCAUUUAGGUGCACUCUUCAUAAGUAUCCCAGUAUUGUUGCUAAAUACCUUCCAAUAUUUCCACAUCUAACAGUCUUAUUGGUAAGAUUACAAAGCUUUUUACAAUAUGAACAGACUUGUUUUAUUUAGUUUAAGUAAAUUUGACAUGUCUGUCAUAGGAAUACUUAUGCAGAAUUUUCUGAAAUAAAUCAUCAUAAGUAAGAAUUUGUAACCAAGGAUCCUCAAACUUAGUCAUAAAUUUCAUUUUAGGAUGGUGCUUGACACAUCUGAGAAAUAGUCCAAUAACAGGGAAGAAGUGUCUCAUCACAGUUUGAGUGUUUAGGGAUGUGAGGAAAAAGUAAUAUAGAAACUUUUUAAAAAACUGAUUAACAUCAUAGGACAGAAAUGUUCAUUGUAUAGCAUAGAUAUUACUUGAAUGUUCUCAGGGAGGUAGCAUGUCAGAAGGCCUAGGUUCUAAUCCUAGCUUCAUUAUUUACCAACAGUGUGACCUUAUUUCACCUCUGAGCCUUGUUCUCCUUACUAGUAAUAAGAAAAUAAUACCUACCCUACCUCCCUCACAGGGAUGUUGUGAGGGUUUAUUGGUAUAUGUGAAAAGUCUUUCAAAAUUGUAAAAUGCCAUAUAACUAUAAGGAAUUAUUAAUGAAUUUGUUCCAAAGUUAUUAAUAAAAAGUUAUGCUUAUCAGUGAUCUUUCAUUUCUGAUUGAAGGGAUUCAAGGAAGGUGAAUAAAGUACAGGAAUUCUGAGGGC